Messenger RNA from Ornithorhynchus anatinus (platypus), 1463 nucleotides. It is a transcript of the gene EGLN2, whose product is annotated as egl-9 family hypoxia inducible factor 2. The coding region runs from base 1 to 960 and encodes 319 amino acids. Gene Ontology annotation, biological process: peptidyl-proline hydroxylation to 4-hydroxy-L-proline; cellular response to hypoxia. Gene Ontology annotation, molecular function: peptidyl-proline 4-dioxygenase activity; ferrous iron binding; L-ascorbic acid binding. The record is from RefSeq and is a predicted model, not a curated record. Gene Ontology annotation, cellular component: nucleus; cytoplasm. The transcript has 6 exons. Lineage: Eukaryota; Metazoa; Chordata; Mammalia; Monotremata; Ornithorhynchidae.
AUGGGCCCGGGCGGCGGCGCCCUCCGUGCCCGGGGGCUGAGCCCGUCGCCAUGGGUGCCCCCCGGGCCCGGGGCCUCGUCGUCGUCGUCCGCCGCCAGCCCCAGGCGGGAAGCGGGCCGCGGCGGGCAGGGCGGAGGGCACCUGUGCCCGCUGCGCGGCGAGGGAGCCUUGGCGCUCAUCACCAAGGACCGGACGCAGACCCCCAAGCGGCCCUGGCCGCCCCCCGCGCCCCCGGAGGCCGGGCCCCCCACCCCGGCCGAGCGGCUGGCCGCCGACUACGUGGUGCCCUGCAUGAGCUGCUACGGCAUCUGCGUGAAGGAGGGCUUCCUGGGGGCGGCCCUGGGCACGCGGGUCCUGCGCGAGGUGGAGGCCCUCGACCGCCAAGGCCGCUUCCGAGACGGCCAGCUGGUCAGCCAGCGGGCCGUCCCCUCCCGGAGCAUCCGCGGGGACCGGAUCGCCUGGGUGGACGGACGCGAACCCGGCUGCCAGGGCAUCGGCGCCCUCAUGGCCCGGCUGGACCAGCUCAUCCUGCACUGCGCCGGACGCCUCGGAGGCUAUGUCAUCAACGGCAGGACCAAGGCCAUGGUGGCGUGUUACCCGGGCAACGGACGGGGCUACGUGCGGCACGUGGACAACCCGCAUGGGGACGGGCGCUGCAUCACCUGUAUUUAUUACCUGAACCAGAACUGGGACAUUAAGGCCCACGGAGGUUUGCUGCAGAUCUUCCCGGAAGGGCGGCCGGUGGUCGCUAACAUUGAGCCGUUGUUUGACAGGUUGCUCAUCUUCUGGUCCGACAGGCGCAACCCACACGAGGUCAAGCCCGCCUACGCCACCAGGUACGCCAUCACCGUCUGGUAUUUCGAUGCCAAGGAGCGGGCCGCAGCCAAAGACAAGUACCAGCUAGCCUCGGGCCAGAAGGGCGUGCAGGUGGCGGUGUCCCAGCCCAGCCAGCCCACCUAACGUAGAGCCGUCGGCGCUGGACGGGCGGACGGCCGUCGCCCCCUUCUUCCUCGUCCCCGCCCCUCCCGGGAACGGCCUCUGCCCCCCGGGCCGCCGCUCUCGCCGCCGCCGCCUCCUCCCUCGGCCCGGCCCCGCACCCCUCUGCUCGCGACGGAGAGACGGGCCAGCAGGAGCGGGAGCCAGCGGGGAGGGGACCCCAACCCUUUUUGGAACCGAGGGGAGCGGGAGGAUGGCGGGGACAGGCACCUAGGGGCCCCGGGGGGUCCCCCUCCAUCCCCUCGGGCCGGGGGCGAGGCCGGCGCCUCUCCCCGGGCAGGACCGGAAGCCUCGGGGUCGGGCGGGUCACGGCCUCUUGCUGGCAAAGUGGGGGGCGGCUCCCCCACUCCCCCAGCCCGGAAUGUGAAGCGACCCGUCGCCCCGACCGAACCGUGCCACCCGCCGGGGGUAGGCGGGCACGAAACGUGCAUGGACGGCCUGCCGUGGAAUAAAGUUUACCUCAUGGA